This is a messenger RNA of Synchiropus splendidus (mandarinfish), 3830 nucleotides long. RefSeq names its product dopamine receptor D2 like (gene drd2l). The record is from RefSeq and is a predicted model, not a curated record. Gene Ontology annotation, cellular component: glutamatergic synapse; presynaptic membrane. The transcript is spliced from 7 exons. Gene Ontology annotation, molecular function: dopamine neurotransmitter receptor activity, coupled via Gi/Go; G protein-coupled receptor activity. NCBI's taxonomy places the organism in Eukaryota, Metazoa, Chordata, Actinopteri, Syngnathiformes, Callionymidae. Bases 1921 to 3507 code for a protein of 528 amino acids. Gene Ontology annotation, biological process: adenylate cyclase-activating adrenergic receptor signaling pathway.
GACAACAGUGUCAAAGUUCGGGCUCAGAUCUGGCCUGCCAAACCCUUUUUAAUGGUCCGUAAGUAAUAUAAAUACAGAACUGACAAAUAUCAUGAGGUACACAGCUCAAGCUUCACCUUUUCAGUGGUUCAUAAAUGGAGAUUUUAAUGGUCGGGAAUUCAUCUGGAUUUCCUAAAAACUGAUGGAAGUGAAAGUGAAAGAUGGCAAAGCGGAUGAAUGCUGGGUCAAGUAGAAAAGCAGUGUCUCGUGUGUUGUGGGACGGUGAAGGAGGACAGUUCACGUAUUUUAAACUUAACAACAGAGAGGCCUUAUGCUAGGAAAGGCCUUCAACAAUUAUGUGUAAUAAGGAUGGAGGCAACAAGUAGUUGAAGUCAUGUAAUUUUGUGUGUUUGCAGGCAACACAUACUCACUUCUAAUGCCCCUAAACUAUUUUCAAUGGGACAUCUGCGUCAUGUUGAGAUAUGCGCUGAACAGAAGCUCGGAAAUUCAUGUCACACAAUGUUGUAUUUCCGAAUUGGAAAGUCGGUCACGCAAUUGAUUUAAAGUUGGCUUCCCCUGGUGCUAGCAGCCAGUGGGAGCUAAACUGUGACACACCAAUAUCAAAUUGAGAAAAUGCAUGGAUAUCUUGAGACCAGUAAAGUAAAUACGCUGCUAACAGUUUUUUCAAACAAUACCUUUAUCUCCUUAUCUGACCUCUUAGUCCGCCAUACUUUCCGCAUUUUGGACCGUAUAUUUUUUGCCUGUAUUCUCAAAAAACACGACAGCUUUUGUGUGUGUCACCUUCUUGUCUUCCGUCCUGGAUAAGUAGGAAGCUGUUAUGUCAUUCCCACUUCCAACUGCAGGCAAAUGGGACGCUCCAUAUGUCAUAAGAUAGCGCUCAGUAAGGUUUUGCUCUUGAAACUCAAUUACAGGUCAUUUGGUAUAUAUAUAGCCUAGUCUGUAAUUUGGCCAUGCAAGGUACUAUACAUACCAGAUAACAUGUAAUGUAGAGGUCAAGUAUGGCCCGGGGGCCACAAGUGGCCCUUUAUCUUGUUUAUGUGGCCCACAGUGGCAAAAAAAACCAAAGAUAUUGUAUGUGUAAUUCUCAACUUUUCAAAUUCUAAUUUGGAUUUUUGUAAUGGGUAAUAGUCAAAAUUUCUACGGUGUGGGCUGAAUAAUGGAGGAGCUUAUCUCUUACCUCAAAAGUGAGCAACUGAAAGUUAUAUUUUUUAAAUAUCUUGGGAAAAAGUGCCUUUAUGCCUUAUUGUUUUAUGCAUAUUUGGACAUAUACCCUCUACCAUUAUUUAUUAUUGAUUUACAAUAAGAAUCCUUAGAUAAAACUAGUAAAAUCAAAGAAUAUAUGCAUUAUCAAAUAUCAUAUUUUAAGUAUAUAAUGAACUGGCCCAAUUACACCUUCCUAUUUUCUGAUACUCGAAGUACCACAUUUUUAGUUACAUGUAAUAUUAUUUUUCUUCUGUCUUUCCAUAUUUUGCCCUCACACGAGCCUCAGUAUAUAAGGGGAGACUUCUUUUUGAACAGCAGCCAAUGACUGUGUGUCAACAUGCGAUGGAAGCCAGACUUCAGCGUUUACAAAGGACACAAAACUCCACUUGACAAUUGUCCGUGUGAUGCCCUAGUUGUGUUUUUUCGCAAAUGGACACUUUGGAGCUUAAAAGAUGCCCCAUGAAAAUGACUCAAUUGGCUCAACUGUCCCACUGCAAACACAAGCAUGCCUAUUAAAUAUGCAUGUUGUAAAUUAUAAAUUGUUAUGAAGUAACUUUUUUAAACUUUGACCUUUCUGCAUAUAUUGGACUGAAACUGUUUUGAAUUUGAAACAGAUUUUAUCUUCAUCUAUGAGAUGCACCUGUCAAAUGAGGGCGGUAAACUGUUUUUUUUUUUUUUUAAUUUUGUCUCACAUCAUCUAAAGAUUGUCAAAAUACAAUGCAGCACAGGUGUUUUACAGAUAAGAUUCAGGUUAGAAAAGUGAGUGAAUAUGCUGGCAAACAAAAGGAAGUGAACAAAGGCGACAGGUUGGAGCUAAAAGCGUCAUCGUCUAUAAAGCAAAAGCGGCCAGAAUGUAUUUAUGUAUUUUGUCUUUCAAGUCAUUCUUUGCAGUUUUUAUCAGUUUCAUUCCCACUGUCUGGAAAGCAGCGCUCUCUCAAAGGUCUCCCCAAGUCCCUCACCACAUUAGUUAACUUCCACCAAAAACUCCCAAAAGACCCCCUCCGUGCUGGAGCUCCAAUCCCCAAUAAAAUGGGGGAUUUUGAAUCAGAUGUUUCCUUAUCGGUCCAGACGAUAAUUAUCAGAGGUUCUCCAUCAAUUAUUCAGUGUUUGCAGAAAUGUCUGCCCUUGAAAAAGUUUGGUGCUAGAAUGCCAAUGAGUCCUGUGCUGUUGAAGGUGGUCGGGGAGUGGCGUUUCAGCCUCAUCCACUGUGACAUCCUGCUCACUCUGGACGUCAUGAUGUGCACCGCCAGCAUCCUCAACCUCUGCGCCAUCAGCAUCGACAGGUACACAGCAGUGGCGAUGCCGAUGCUGUACAACACCAGAUACAGCUCCAGGAGGAGAGUGGCGGUGAUGAUCGCUGCAGUCUGGUUCCUGUCUUUUGCCAUUUCCUGCCCGCUGCUGUUUGGACUCAACAACCGCGCGAGCCAAAACAGGACCACGUGCAGUUUUGCAGACCCUUCUUUUGUCGUCUACUCAUCGAUAGCCUCCUUCUACGUGCCCUUCAUCGUCACCCUGCUGGUGUACGCGCAGAUCUGCGUGGUGCUGCGGCGACGAGGCAGGCGCACUGCACCGCCUCGUAAACACGCCGCUCACGGAGGUCCAGAAGCGAGAGAGAGUCACCGACACAGGAGGAGCAAGUGCUCGCAGCCUGAGGAAGUCAAGUUGUGUGCUCUGAUCCUGAGACCUGCUACCGCUGCUCCACAGCGCAAGAAAGUGGUGUGUUGGAGUGAGAUGCAGACACAAGUGGCCUCUCAGGACACCCUGGUGAAGGAGGCGGUGGUCCAUCCCCUGGAGGUCGAGCCGGGUCGGUUUCUUCCCCAAAUGGAGCAAAGCCUGGCGCCGGCUCCCCAAGCGUCGCCCCCUGCUGGACGGGCUCAGAUCUCUUUAUCUAUAUCAGUGGGACCAGCUCCAGCUCAACCCCCAGCCAGAACCCGUUCGGCACUAACGCCACGUCUCGCUACCCAGGAGGACGGCAUGAGGGGUCGAGAGAGCUGGCGGGAAGUCAACAGAGGCCGAGAAAAGUGGGGGACAACUAAGGAGAGAAUUAGAGGAAGACUGUCGCAGCAGAAGGAGAGGAAGGCCACGCAGAUGCUCGCCAUUGUUCUGGGUGUGUUCAUCAUCUGCUGGCUCCCCUUCUUCCUGACCCACGUGCUGAAGGCUCACUGCGCCAGCUGCUGCAUCUCCCCGUCGCUCUACAGCGCCGUCACCUGGCUGGGUUACCUCAACAGCGCGGUCAACCCCGUCAUCUACACCACCUUCAACAUUGAGUUUCGAAAGGCCUUUAUCAAGAUUCUGCAUUGCUGAGAGAGGACAAUGAAGGGAACACCGGGAGAGCAGCCGGUGAAUGUAACUGCAGCUGACAGAUGGGCUGUAAAAGUGUGGUCGGGGAAUGCUCUCAAACAUGGUGCAGAGAUGUUGCAGAGAUGAACACUUAAAUCGCGCCCUGCGGAAUCUUCCUCCGCAUCUCGAGAGAGAUGCAGAGCUAGCUGUACUCCAGCAGCUUCUUGUUUUUCCCAGGCACUUGUUUUCUGAUUCCAAACUUUGGAUAGAUUUGAAUGUAGUAACUCAAGAUUUUUUUCUCUUUAUGAACACACCUGAGUCACUGUGCAGUAUGUGUCCUGUAUGGG